Molecule: messenger RNA, 1833 nt
Organism: Menidia menidia (Atlantic silverside)
Lineage: Eukaryota; Metazoa; Chordata; Actinopteri; Atheriniformes; Atherinopsidae
Source: the annotation of a GenBank genome assembly
AAGAAAAUCACACGCUUCAAACUUCAGCUGUCAGACUCCACAGAGCCCGCAAUGGUUCUAAAAAUAUUGCAGAAACUGAAAGGUCUGGAUAUCACAUUCGAAAUUCUCGCUGAAACUGGGAUUGGCAAAACGGUUAAUUCCUUGCGGAGACACAAACAGGCUGGAGAACUUGCCAAAUCGCUGGUCAAAGACUGGAAAAGAAUGGUUCCAAAGGAAUCCACAAGCAAGAUUCAAGAAUCGUCUGUUGAGGCCCCCCUAAAAGCACGGAAAGCUGAUUCACAGGAAGAAUGCUGUGAAGAGCGGGAAAGAAAAAUUGAGAUCAAGAAAUACGAAAAUAGUCACCAAGAAAACCAUAAGAUAUCACAGAAGAACAUUUUGAGAAACAAAUCUAAAAUCAAGGAAGACAAAAUGGACAACCCUGUUGUAACCAGGAAGAAGAUAAACAAUAAUAAUUUAUUUGGAAACAAAAACCUUGAAGGCACCCAUAAAAAAUUAGUAGCGGACUCCAGUGAGAAGUUGAAAGAUGAGAGGGGAAGAUUUGGGUCAGAAAGAAAGUCAAACGCAAAAUCAAAGCCAUCAAAAGAAUCAUCAGGGGAAGACGAACAUUCUUUUUCAUCCAAACCCUCAAAAAGUUUAAAGGGGGCCGAUGAGGACUGGCCUUCUGAAAUAUCAAGGAGCCUGGAGUCCAAAAGCAGAAAAAGAAAAGAAAAAGAUAAGCGUGGUGAUACUGAAAAGUAUAAACAAAACUCCAAAAAUAACCAACAUUCAAAACACAAAAAGGCCAAAAUAAAGCACAAAGAUGUGGGGAACAAAAGCGAUCUGGAAGAGCCUUCGAUGUCUUUUGAAUCUUACUUGAACUAUGACUUGAAUGGUGCGAAGAAAAAAGAACAAGCUGGAGGGAAGAAAACCUCCACAAAAACCAAGACUGCAGCAAAAGAACCACCAAAAAAGGACGCAUCCAUUAAACCUGCGAUGUCACUGGCAGCCUCUCCUGAGCAGAAUCAUCUGGAGUCUUUCAUGCACCUGAUAGACGUUCCUUUACCUGCCACUCUGCCGGAAUUGGAAAAGCCAUCCAGUGUUGAUUACUACUUUGAAAGAAAAGCUGAGAAGGAGCCGGAUAUCUGUGAUGCCUCAGAAGAGUCUGCUGUUUUCACUGGUCAGAGGCUGAAUAAGAAAAUGCAAGUGUACUCCGGUACCAAAACCCUUUUCUUACCAGCAAUGAUGAGUUUAUAUCAACAGUGUAUUCGCGCACUCCAGAACAAUAUUAACUUGCUUUAUGAAACUGGUGGAGUACCGUUUGAACUUCUUGAACCGGUGUUGGAGAGGUGCACGCCGGAGCAGCUGCUACGCAUUGAGGAAUGCAACCCAAUUUACAUCGGAGAGACUGAUCACUUAUGGGGAAAACACUGCCAGAGGGAAUUCAAAGACUAUAAACUUCAAGAAUAUGAGUCAUGGAAAGAGAUGUACAUCAGGCUUUCCGAGGAGAGAGAAAAGAAACUCCAAAGACUCACAAAAACAAUUGUCUCGGCACAUUCUAAGAAACCAAAGGGACGGCAGGUGAAGAUGGCAUUUAUUCACACCGUUGCCAAGCCACCGAGAGAUGUGCGAAUUCAGCAGGAAAUUCAUGGAACUGCUGUUCAGCAGCCUCAUCAGCCCAAGUGCAGUGGAAAACCACAAGACAGCCAGGUGAAGUCCAGUUUUAAUGAGGCCGUAAAGUCCAGCAGCAUCGGUUCCGGAGGAAGCAAUUCACAAGACCCUCGCAAAAAAACAAGAGUUGCUCCAAUGAUGGCAAAGUCUUUGAAGGCAUUUAAGAAGCAGCUGGGACGCAGAUAA